AGACUAGCCAAGGAGAAGCGAUUGGCUCCAUGUCGCCUUUCCUUUCCUCAGGCACUCGGGGGAGGAGGUGUUUGCAUUUCUCCGCAGGACCAGCUCGCUUUGCAGAGCAUUGUCUGGGUAUGAGAACCGCGCACACGCACAGAAACACAGCGGCGAGCGCACCAUCGCCCUGACUCGCAGGCAGCGCCGCCGAUCCAGCCCGCGCCCCCUGCUCCUCCCGCCGCUUCUCCUCCCCACCCCGAAGCCACAACAAUUUCCAAAAAAAAAAAAAAAAAAAAAAGAAAAAAAAGAAAAAAAGCAGAGAGAGGGAGAGAGAGAGAAAAAAAAAGUUUGCAAAUCUCCUGCCUCCCUUCUUUGCUGCUUUUUUUUUUUUUUUUUUUUUUUGGAUUUAGCGAUGGCACAUUCCUUCAUGGCCAGGACAUGGCCCAUCAUCCCCUGUGCACGGGCAGCCUGGACAUGAGCGGCGGGAGAGGGAGGAGGAAUUUUGCCUUGCCUCGGAGGCGCCGACCCCUCCUCCGCCCGGUGUGAGCGAGGAGGAGGAGGGGGAGGAGGGGGGGGAGGAAGGAGCCGGGCUCCUCUCUCUCCCGGUCAGUUUCACCUCGGGGCCAGCUGGUCAAUUUCUCCGGAGAAAGGGUGGUUUUUUGGGGGGGGAGCUGGUCAAUUUCAGCGCUCCGAGCCGACCACCCCGCCCCGCCUCGCCCCGCGGGGUAACGCAGCAUCUCUCCGGCGCCGCGACGGACUCCCCCCCCCCGCAGCCGCGAGAUCUGAGCCUUGACGUGAAGACAUUGACAAUAGCAUCUGCAGAGAGCGUGUGCUUCGGCCCUAAUAAGCAUUAAAAAAGCAGAAUUUGACUAAAGAUAAAAAUCAAGAGAGAUGGCCAUCAAUUGGAAGACCUGCUUCUUCAGUCUCGUGUUGCUUCCUCUGGUCACAGCAACGCACUCCAACUGCAUCAUUAAAAAGGAGCAAGAGACUUGUCUGGAGAAGAUUCGAAGGGCAGCUGCCCUGAACCCACUCAAUGACUCUUCUCCUGGUUGUCCAGGAAUGUGGGAUAACAUCACAUGCUGGAAACCUGCAAGUGUGGGUGAAAUCGUUUUUGUCAAGUGCCCUGCACUGUUCAGAUUUAUCAUCUCCGAAGACGGUUGGGAAGUAGAUAACGUGGGACAAAGUCAUGCAGGUGAUUAUGACCUGCUGGAAAGCGCAGCCCAGUCUCCCAUAGGGGACAUCAGCAGAAAUUGCACUGAAGAUGGCUGGUCUGAACCUUUUCCUCAUUAUUAUGAUGCCUGUGGCUUUGAUGAAAAUGAAACAGAGUCUGAUAACCAGGAUUAUUACUAUCUAUCCGUGAAGGCUCUGUACACAGUGGGAUACAGCACUUCUCUCGUUUCCCUCACCACCGCGAUGGUUAUCCUGUGCCGUUUCAGGAAGCUUCACUGCACUCGGAACUUUAUCCACAUGAACCUCUUUGUUUCAUUUAUCCUACGAGCAAUAUCCGUGUUCAUUAAAGAUGGGGUUCUUUAUGCGGAACAGGAUGGUAACCAUUGUUUUAUCUCAACUGUGGAAUGUAAAGCUGUGAUGGUCUUUUUUCACUACUGUGUCAUGUCCAACUACUUCUGGCUUUUCAUUGAAGGAUUGUACCUUUUCACUUUACUGGUGGAAACCUUUUUCCCAGAGAGGAGAUAUUUCUACUGGUACACUAUUAUUGGCUGGGGCACCCCAACAAUUUGUGUCACUGUCUGGGCAGUGCUGAGACUUCACUUUGAUGAUACUGGCUGCUGGGACAUGAAUGACAACACUGCCUUAUGGUGGGUGAUCAAAGGUCCUGUGGUUGGAUCAAUCAUGAUAAACUUUGUGCUUUUUAUUGGCAUAAUUGUGAUACUUGUGCAGAAACUCCAGUCACCUGAUAUUGGGGGCAAUGAAUCCAGCAUUUACUUCAGCUGCGUUCAGAAAUGCUACUGUAAGCCUAAGAGGGCUAACCAGCAUUCUUGCAAGAUGUCAGAACUAUCAACCAUUACCCUGAGACUGGCUCGCUCUACGCUACUGCUUAUCCCUUUGUUUGGAAUUCACUACACGGUGUUUGCUUUUUCUCCUGAAAAUGUCAGUAAGCGGGAGAGACUAGUGUUUGAAUUGGGACUGGGAUCUUUCCAGGGUUUUGUUGUUGCUGUUCUCUAUUGUUUCUUGAAUGGGGAGUUUCUCCCUAAAGGUGCAAUCAGAAAUAAAGAGAAAAUGGAGGAGCUGGAAAGUCAACCGGUAUUUUGCUGUGGAUUUCAAACAUCGUCAUCCUUCUCUAGCGAGCAGCGGAGUGAACGGGGGGACACAACUCUCCAUUCUGAGCAAGAGCAGCUCUCAGAUUCGGAUGUCCAGCAUAAAUGCGGAGAAUCUAGCGACAUGAGCAGCUAAGGAAAACAAAUCAAUCAACAAACAAACCAAAAAACCAUCCCUUUAAAAAGAAAAUAAAAUCAUAGUUUUCAUGGUGGUGAGGGUCUGUUUUUCCCACCCUUCCCUUCCCUUCCCUUCCCUUCCCUUCCCUUCCCUUCCCUUCCCUUCCCUUCCAUCUCCUCUCCACUCCUCUCCUCUCCUUUCCUCUGCUCUCCUCCCCUUUCUCCAAAAUAUCCUUGAUGUUUGCAGAGGCGAAAAAACAAAGGAAAUGUAUAUAUAUAUAUGUCUUUUUAACAGUCACUGUAAAUACACAACUGUAAUCAAGGCCAUUGAUGGAAAAAUAUUUACAAGAUAAACAACAGGCCAAGCCCACCCACUCAAUGAUUUACAUUUCAGAGCAUCUGCAAGUAAUCCGUUGUCAGUCAAAAGUAACAAGUGAUUGCUGUGCAGUUGUGAUUCUUGGUUGCCAUACUGACACUAAUCUGUGAAUGGACAUGAUCAUUGUUAUUUUUCAAGUUGGUUUUCAUUUUGUUUUUGGAUUUGGCUCGGUUUUUUUCUAUUCAAACAUAUCUUAGCCUGUCCCAGUCUUUUGGCAUGUGAAUCUCUGUAGUGUUUCUCUUUUGAGUCUUAAAAUAGAGUCAACAAGCUUGGGUUAAUCACACCAGCCAGUUCAGGAAGGACUCCAGAAAAUCAGUAUCAUGGCUGGAUUUAGUCAGAUGUACUCAGUGGACUUGAAGAAACUGCUGUGCCAAUAUGAAGCUGCAUAGCUGUCAUCCAUCAGCGGGGGGGACUCCAGGCAAGAGAGAUGAGAUCAGCUAACUUUUUCCAUACCCAGGGACAUUUCAAAGGAUGCUUUAUGUUCUAGCUAAGCUGUGAAUUUUUUAAAAGGGCCGUGAAGUUGAUAUAUAUCUAUAUUUUUGGCAUUGACUGAUUGCUAAGUCAAUUGAUAGAUUGACUGAUUAGAAUAUUUAAGUAAUAAAAAUAAUUGUUCCCUCACUCCCACCUUAAGAGCAAAAGUCAGUUCCAGGAUGGUCUUUCCCUCCAGAUAACCUUGAACCUCUGCAUCUGUGCCCAAUACAUGGUAUGUUUUUAGGUAGUGGUGUCACACAGUGUGUGGUGCCUUUGCGACCUGGUUGACAUCUGUGUGUUAUGACUCUUCUUUGCCAGAGCAAGAGGCACAAGAGCGACCUGGCAUGAUCGUCUUGAAAGGUAACAGUCAUCAGCAUUUGGUGAGCAGCUAAACUGAAUAAUAAGACGUUAUAGAAGGAAAAGAUAAAGACUUUGGAUGACUUCCCACACCUGGCAGCUUUCCUUCUCUUUGGAUAUUCUGUUUGCUUAACCACAGAUGUUCUUACUGCUUUUGUUUGAGAGAAACUAAAACAUUCUUUCCAAUUUUGCCUUGUAGUUAAAGCCACGACUGGUGCAUAUCUACUUCAGUCAAAUGUUGAUGAUGUCAAUUCUUAAAAGUCUUUAUAUGGUGCAUAAAGACUUUGAGGACAGUACUAGCUCUCACUUCAUUGUGGAUUUAUGAACUGAUAUAUAUAUAUAUCUAAAUAUAUAUAUAUGUGCGUGUACGUGUGUGCGUAUAUUAAAAAACAAAAAUGAAAAUGACAUUUCAAAUGUGAAGUUAUGAACUCAAACUAAUAGUAACCAGGAAAUUCAAAAUUCAGGUUUGUUCUUUGGUGUUAGUUGACCUGACCUUGAAAAAAAGUGAGACUCAGAAUUUCAGUGUCGGCUGAGCUUUUAAUUUCACUGGUUUUUGUUAGUUUAGGUUAAAAACUUUUAAUGUCAUUUUAAGCAUAGAUUUUUUAAAAUAAUGUUAGUUUCCUUAUUUUUAAAAAGGAAAAAAAGGGUCACAGAAAGUUGUGAAAGAAGUAUUAAUUAUAAUACUUAACACUUAUAUAGUGCUUUAUGGGACAUAAUCUGCUCUCAGCUGCAGCAGUGUAAAUGAAUGUAAAUGAAAGUUAUUUCAAGAACAUUAAAGGAGUCGCUCCUGAACUCAUUUGAAAUAGACAGAAAUGUUGAGAUUGACUUCAUAUUGGUACAGGAUCAUGCUCUUACGAAACACUUACACCCCAGUCCGGUGAAAUCUCCCCUUGUACAGAGGACCAGCAAAAAAGGCUUAAGUCACUUAAACAUACUCUGGUAUCUUAAGUGAGACUUACAUGGCCCAGGCACCUUUUUUUCAAGUCUUCAGCAUUGGUUUGCUGCUUUGCGAGCAGAAUUUGUCCCCCUGUGUUCCAGACUCUGUGCAAAAAUCACUGAAGUAUUUUUAGCUGAUAGAUUGGAUCUUCCUCUCUCAUUCGAUGCUGCUAAUAGCUACUUUAGAAAGUUUCCCAAGGAAGCACUUUGCAGACCAGAAGGACAUGGUAGAGAGAGAUGGGGAAGAUCAGAUUUAUCAGGUAAAUGUAUACGUAUACAUUUUUUUAAACAAAACUAAUAUUAGAUGAACAGAUAACAUUUAGUUUUGUAUUUUCUGUAGUAUGGGCUUUCACAAGGUAUUAUAUUGACAAUACUGUAAGUGUAUUAUUAAAAAAAUCAAAAAGUAUAUUUUGCAUGAAUGGCUGAUAGCCAAUUUUCAAGCAUUAAUAAAUUAGAACUUUUGAGAAAAAAGAUGUUAAAUAAUUGCAUCUGGUUGGAGACUUUUUGUGCCAUUUUCGGCCCAGAGCAAGAAGGUGUUUGGAUCUUUUUCUUUUUCUUUUUCUUUUUUUUUUUUUUUUUUUUUUUUUUUUGAGGCUUUUCUGAGCUUACUUUUGGCUUCAGUUGUUCUCCUGGCUGUCCUACAGUACUCUGCAAUUUGAGUUGGUGGAUCUCAGUCCAGUGCCUCGUGGGCAAGUGUCCACAUCAACAAAACCACCCGCCAGUCACCUACUGCAGACCAGGUCCUCAGCUAAAUUAAAAUCAGUGUGGAAUAACCUUUGCCAUUGUUAGAACAAAGCCACUUUGUUUCAGCUUGGGAUUUGGUCUCAGUGCAUUAUUAUUACUAUUAUUUUUUGGCAGUCUCAGCGAGAGAGGCCAAGGACUGAAUAGUCGUGAAGACUUGAACUUGCCCCUUAAAUUCCUAGAGCCAAGGCUCAGAAGCAAGGCAAGUAGGAGGACAGUGAAAUGGAAAUUUCUGCUGUUGCUGUCCCUGCAUUUCAUGUUUAAUGGACAGAUUGAAGUCUUCGGUACCUUUCACCAGCACUGAAUUUACUAGAAGAAAUAAAUCGUAUCUCUCUGUAUAUUUAAUAUACACUACAUUCUAUAAGCCAACCCCUUCUAAUAUGAUUUUUUAUUGGAAGUUCUGACAUACUUGCGAGGGUGGCUUUCCUUAGUCACUCUAACUUUCUCAGUGUUAUUGGAAAGAUCAGACUUCAGAUGUAUAUAGUUAUCUAAACCAGAAUCUGAUGCCAUCGCACAAAUUACGCUCAGAAAUCUUUAUGUUGAAUGUAAGCUGAAGAUGCUGGACAUGCAUGGCCACCAUUCACAGUGGCCACCAUUUCUAUUUGUUUCAUGAUGGAAAAAACCAAAAGGUGGUUUUGCUUCUAAGUGUGUGUAAAUAUUGACUGAGUGUAACAGUGCAUUGUUUGAUUUUUUCACUGUGAAAUAUAUUUUGGAGUCAGAAAGGCUAUGUUAUUAAAAACAAAACGUAAUUAAAAGAAAAAAAAAGUG
Messenger RNA from Dromaius novaehollandiae (emu), 6024 nucleotides. RefSeq names its product ADCYAP receptor type I (gene ADCYAP1R1). Gene Ontology annotation, cellular component: plasma membrane. The transcript is spliced from 17 exons. Bases 874 to 2394 code for a protein of 506 amino acids. Gene Ontology annotation, biological process: adenylate cyclase-modulating G protein-coupled receptor signaling pathway; cell surface receptor signaling pathway. Gene Ontology annotation, molecular function: G protein-coupled peptide receptor activity; vasoactive intestinal polypeptide receptor activity; peptide hormone binding. Lineage: Eukaryota; Metazoa; Chordata; Aves; Casuariiformes; Dromaiidae. The record is from RefSeq and is a predicted model, not a curated record.